GUUUGCAAUAGACGAGUCUAAAACAUAUCGUGAUUACGUCCUACCUCUACCUAUCAAAGUUGCCACUGUAUAUACAGUAUUUAAUCAUUUAUAGCGACUCGCAGCCAGGCAUCGUUUUCUCUCGAUCUGAGCACUGUGUUGACCAGAGCCGUUUGGAAAUAGUCCGGUUUCCGCCAAGGCGACCGUCCAAUUGCGGGGUUGUUUCAUGUGGUUACGAGAACGCGCGGGAGUGGUGGCUUAAUAUUUCAACCAUACAUCAUCGCCGAGAUUGCCGGCGUUUUGCAAAGACUUAGCCCAACCUGCAGUGCGGUUUUCUGAAGUUUGUUGUGAUUACGCCUUAGAAGUGAAGCUACCCACAGUGAUUCCAGAUGCAUAUCAAAGCAGAAGAUCGACGUUACUCCCCCCUCGCCCAUCAUCAGCCGAGUAAAAUGUCGGACUUAACACGAAAGUACCCGUUUCGGGGGGAACGGACACUCAUUGAAGCCCUUUCUGAAUAUCCGGGCGAACUUGUAAGGACUGAAAGCCCAAAUUUUGUGUGUUCAGUUUUGCCAUCUCACUGGCGGUGCAAUAAGACUUUACCUAUAGCUUUCAAAGUUGUAUCUCUUGGAGAAGUAAACGAUGGUACCAUCGUCACCAUAGCAGCGGGAAACGAUGAGAAUUACUGUGCAGAGUUACGGAACUCAACAGCGGUGAUGAAGAACCAAGUAGCCAGAUUUAACGAUCUUAGAUUUGUUGGCAGAUCAGGCAGAGGCAAAAGUUUCACAUUGACGAUAACAGUGAGCACCAACCCACCACAAAUAGCAACUUACAACCGUGCAAUCAAAGUGACCGUUGAUGGACCGCGAGAACCCAGAAGGCACAAGAACAAAGCUGAUGAAGUAGGAGUACACACUGUCAGCUCUGGGGAACAUGUAUUGCAGUUAUCUGAGAGGCUGAGUGAGCUGGAACAUCUAAGGUGUACAAGUCAGAGUUUGGAAAACACAAGUUGCGGUCGAGAUGUCUCGCAUAGUGGCUACUUGUCGCAUCAUGCUACCUAUCUUACAGGACCCAUGGCAAGUAGAUCAUUAUCUGGAUGGCCUUAUGAAUACCCAAGAUACUUUGCACCAGCUAUGCAGCAUAGUGUUCCACAGCCGACAGCAGGACCCCCUCCACCACCACCACCGCCACCCCCACCACCUCCGCAGCCUACAGAAACAACUGUAACCAUAGCAAUGGAAAGACCAACUGUUAGUAGCAAUGAAGUUUCCAUGUUAACGCCGUUAUAUCCACGAUCCAGUGAUCCCAGAUUCACCGAUUCGGGAGCGACACACAUCACUUUGGAUGCACGAAUAACAAGCCCAAUGAUGUCGACACCGAGAAUUACAGAUACUCGAUUUGUUUAUCCUUCAAGUCCACACACUUUUACUUUCCCCACAUCGGCAACAAUACCAAUAUUGUCACCUGGCAUUGAUACAAGUCGAUAUUUGCCACUGCCAUCACCUCACGAUGUCUAUCCAACAUCACCGUCUACGCCUGUAACAUUACCUGCUUCCCCUUAUAUAUCAGGAUCCCCACCCUACCAACUAUAUGCCCAUUUAUACAGCACGCCCGCGCCGGCAUCCCAUCCGCCAUAUUAUGAAGGUACUCCACAUUUAUCUAUGUUGCCAACCACAACAGUAUCAUCACGUAUAUCUACAAUGAUUGGACGCUCAUCGCAGGGUAGCAACAGUAGCCAUAGUAAUGGUAACCAAUCAACACAGUCAAGUCGAUCAAAUGGACGCCAUGUGGCUGCUCCUAGUGGAAACCCGCCUUUGUAUCCUGGCGAUGACGAGGACAGAAAAGAUGUGUGGAGACCCUACUAAAGCAUAAGAAAUUGGACAAUAGCUGGGGAACAGAUGUGUUUUUCCCGCUGACUCCUAUCCAUGCACUUUAAGCGGAGACACAUGUUUAACAAACCAGUCAUUCAGACACAGGGUCUAAUGAAACAGUGCCAUUUUACAUCAUAUCAAAAAUUGAAAAACUUUCUGUGAAACAUACUUUCUUCUCAUACUGUAUGACGUUGUUUUGAGACAAACACUAAGAUAGGUAGUACUGCAGUAAAUAAUACCAACCUUGCUAGGUAGUCUUAGUAACCGCCCAUGUACUUGACAAAGCUUGUCCAAGGGAUUGUUAGUUAUUAAUUUAUAAUUUGUCAAGCAUCGAAUUCAGUUCUUUUAAUCUAAAAUGUGUGCUCAAAUGGUGAAAAAAAGCUUUUAAUGAUGGCAAGACAUUGCCAGAGCACUUCAGCAAAGACAGCACAAUGAGUUAAUGUAAUGUGUAUUUGUAUUGGGAUUUGUGCAAGUUAGGUAGAUGUGAAUAAUUAUUUGUUCAUUCAUACAGUGUGAUGGACGUGUGACUUAAUAUUUAUACACUUUUAUUUUCACCUAGUGUAGUAUAAUUUUCUACAUUCCACCAUUCUAAUUUCAGUUACAAUUUAUUUGUAUUUCUGAAAGUCUGAGUACAGAAGAUAUUCAUUCAACAAACAUUGCUUGGUAAAGAAUGAUACAUCAACAAAUGGGUCUCUAAUGUUAAUUUGAGAGCAAAUGGUGUUCACUUCUGAACACAUCUCAGUAAAUGGUGUUCACUUCUGAACACAUCUCAAUAAAUGGUGUUCAAUUCUGAACACAUCUCAGUAAAUGGUGUUCAAUUCUGAACACAUUUCAGUAAAUGGUGUUUAAUUCUGAACACAUCUCAGUAAAUAAUGUUCAAUUCUGAACACAUCUCAGUAAAUGGUGUUCACUUCUGAACACAUCUCAGUAAAUGGUGUUCUAUUUCAAACCAUGUGACCAUAAUAAUGUUCAAUUCUUAAUACGUCUCAGCAAAUGUCAAUGAUGUUCUAAACACCUGUACCAAUCUUUUGUUUUUAUCUGAUAAUAAUCUAUUCAACUUAAUGUUGUCCAUAUUUGAUUUUCUAAUAUUUUUUCUGUAAAAUGUGUAAUUUUGUUAUUCACUUUCAUGACAGAUUAGGUUGUUACCGUAUUCCUUUUGUACAUUUCAAUCAUAGUCACAUAGUAUAGAAAAGUGAUAUUUUUAAUCAAAUUUUGAAAUGUGUUAAUAUUGUUUUUUUUUUUGAAAUUCCACCUUAAUCUAUUUGUGACAUUGGCAAAGAAUACAACAUUGUUCUAUGUUUAAUUUAUUUUUGAAGUGCAAAAUGAACCAAAAGUUCCUCAAGUUGCCAAAUGAAUCUCCCCUCUUGAGUAAUAAACAAUAACGAAAAUAAAAAAAAAAACAUUUAAAAAACUAUUUUCUGUAAUUAUUUUUAUAACUUUCUUACUUCAAAAACUGAUCUUCAUUUUUGUAUGCAGAUGUCUUUUUGGUGAUAAAAACACCAUUUUCAAUAUUAAUCUAAGAGUGUUUUUGACAGAAAAGAAUUAUUUUUGAACAUGUUGUUACCAUGGUUAUUAAAAGCUCAAAGCUUAGUAGGAUUUAUAAUAUAUGGAUAUGCUGAAAGCAUAGGUUGUAUCAUGUGUGUACAAGAUAAGUGAAUAACUUAAUGUUAGGUAUACUGAAUGUUAUCUUUGUUCAAGCAAGUUGUUUAUUAAUGUAAUUUAUGCGGCAAUAUUUUUUUGGCACAGACCAAUGCAAGUACAGUAUUUUGUCUUUCCAGUGUAGCAAUUUUGUUUAUCGUGUUAUAUAUUUAUAUUUCAAACCUACCAGACCUGACCUACCCUCUUUGUUAAUAGGACAAUCCAUUGUUGUAAUUUUCAUGAACACUUGAUGGUAGGCCUUACCUACCCCCUCUGUUAGGAAUGGAAUGAACCAUCACAUGUAGAGGUGGUUUUGUUUUGUUUUUUAUCUUUUGCAAAAAAUAUUGUUGCUCUGUAUUAUGCAAUAAAAAUUUUGUAAGCUUA
Molecule: messenger RNA, 3869 nt
Organism: Saccoglossus kowalevskii
Lineage: Eukaryota; Metazoa; Hemichordata; Enteropneusta; Harrimaniidae
Gene: runt
Product: runt-related transcription factor
Biological process (GO): regulation of DNA-templated transcription
Cellular component (GO): nucleus
Molecular function (GO): RNA polymerase II cis-regulatory region sequence-specific DNA binding; DNA-binding transcription factor activity, RNA polymerase II-specific; ATP binding
Source: RefSeq, marked provisional